UAUGGGUCAUCUUUUUAGACAUUAAUAAGGAGAUGCAGGUAAUUAUGUAUCUUUAAUUAACAGUAGCUCCUGCUAUAGCCAAUAUUCCAGCACCUUAAGCAUCCAAUAUUGAUUAUGAUUGGGUUCUAAUUUCAGGGUUCAUUAUAGUGUUGACAUAAGUGGGAUUUGCAUUUAUUGAAGCAGGAUCUGUGAGAUAUAAGAAUUCUUAAUCAAUAGUGAUAAAAGUCAUAUUGGGUUUAUUUUUGACUAUUUUAAUAUGGUGGUUGGUAAGAAAUAAAGUUAAAUAAAUAUAGUUUGGAUAUGGAUUCUCAUUUGGAUAUGAUUUCUAAACAAACUUUAUGGGAGGUACAAAAUUAGGAGGAUCAAAUUGGGAAGCAAAUCAAUACGGAAAUGAUUAUACAAACUUUGGUAUUUCUGUUAAUAUUCAAAUUUAUGUUUAGUUUUCAGAGCAUCAGGUGCAGCAAUUGCUGUAUCAGUAUUAUCUGGAGCAGCUGCAGAAAGAAUGACAUUCUUAGCAUGGUCAAUAUUAGCUAUAGUAUAUGCAGGAUUCAUCUAUGCUGGAUUAGCACAUUGGACUUUAGGAUAAGGAUGGUAUUGAUUAAAUGAGAAAAUAAAUAGGUUAACAACUUUGGGAUAUAAAGAUUUCUCAGGAGCUGGUGUUGUAUUUUUUGCUGCAGGUGUUGCUGGAUUAGUUGUUACAGUAUUAUUGAAACCAAGAAGAUUCAGAUUUGAUCCAAAUACAACUUUAUAAUUCUAAAGACAUUCUCCAAUUUAUAUUGCUUUUGGAUCAAUUUUAGUCUUUGCUGGAUGGUUAUUCUAUAAUGGUGGUAUUGUAGCAUAAGGAGCUCAUUCUAAAUACACAUAAGGAUUAGUUGCUGUCAAUACUUUGAUUGCUGGAGCUACUGGUGGAUUCUUUGCUUUUAUCAUUAGAUAUUUUUAAUAUGAAACUACAAGUUUAGUUGCCUUAUCUAGAGGUAUUAUUAGUGCUUUAGUGGCUGUAAGUGCUGCUACUGAUGAUAUGAAACCAUGGACUGCAUUCAUUUAUGGUCUUUUGGCUGCAGUUUUUUAUAGUGUUUUGGCAAAAGUAAUUCCAAAAGUACAUAUUGAUGAUCCUGUUGAGGUUGUACCUGUGUUUUUGGUAUGAUCUUAUAUUUAUUGAAUAGGGUAAUGGAUUUUUGGGAAUCUUUUUGUCAGCAUUCUUUGACACCAAAGCAGGUGUUUUUUAUGGAUUCGGUGCUAAAUUAUUAGGAAUGUAAUUGUUGGGAUUAUUGAUCAUAUUUGUAUGGGUUGCCUUUUUCGUCUUGAUUACAUUGCUUAUUUUAAAGGGAUUCGGAGUACUUAGAAUAGAUUCAGAAACUGAAAGUGUUGGUAUUGAUAAGGCACAUUGUAAUUAAAUUAAAAUUAUCUUUAGGUUUGGGUGAAGCCAUUGUUUUUGCAAAUUAAAUAGAUGAAGUUCCUCUUGUAUAAAAAACCGAAAUGGUUCAAUUAGGAAAUAGCCAAAUUGGAUCAGGAUUUAGACCAGGUUUCAGAUGAUA
Messenger RNA from Paramecium pentaurelia, 1535 nucleotides. NCBI's taxonomy places the organism in Eukaryota, Ciliophora, Oligohymenophorea, Peniculida, Parameciidae. The record is from the annotation of a GenBank genome assembly.